CCGCAGUGUUAGUGUGGGCGUGGAGCCAGACUGACAGCAGAGCCAUCAGCGGUGGAUUCACACAGUGGAACACCGAGCACAGAGCAGAGCACAGAGCAGGGAGUGUUUCUGAUCCUGGGGAGGAUUUUGCGUCGUUUUUCUGCUGAUAUACGAGGUGGAAAUACAAAGUCAGUGCCGCAGUCGUUUUUGGAAUAUUAUCAGCUCUGAGGAUUAUUGCCAGACAACUGGAUCAAGUCUCCUAAAUCACCAAUCCUUCCUCAUGAGGAAAGAUGGGGAACGGAUUGUCAGAGCAACCCAGUGUCCUUUCAAACAUCCCGUUCUUCCAGUCGUUCCACAUCGCCAUCCUCGGCCUGGACUCUGCGGGGAAGACCACUGUUCUCUACAGACUGCAGUUUAAUGAGUUUGUGAACACAGUGCCCACCAAGGGUUUCAACGCGGAGAAGGUGAAGCUGUCUCUGGGCGGGCACCGGGCGGGGACGUUCCAUUUCUGGGAUGUAGGCGGUCAGGAGAAACUUCGCCCCCUGUGGAAAUCAUACACACGAUGCACGGACGGCAUCAUAUUCGUGGUGGACUCUGUUGACGCAGAGCGCAUGGAGGAGGCUAAGACUGAGCUCCAUAAAAUCGCUAAGACAUCAGAGAACCAGGGGGUGCCUCUGCUGGUGGUGGCCAACAAACAGGACCUGAGGCACUCUUUGGGACUCGCUGAAAUCGAGAAACUGCUGGCGCUGAAAGAACUGGGCCCCGGGACUCCCUGGCACCUUCAGUCAGCCUGUGCUAUCACAGGAGAUGGACUCAGGGAGGGCCUGGAGAGGCUCCAUGACAUGAUCCUCAAAAGGAGAAAGGUACUCCGGCAGCAGAGGAAAAAGAGAUAAAGCUGUUCAAAGAGAGACUUGUGACUGUUGUGUUAUUAUGUGAAGGAAACAAAGGAUCCUGGGUGCAGGUCCUGAUUCAUCAUGCUGAGUUUUAUCAGUCCAAAUAUUGAGAUGUAGGAUUCCCCGGCCUUGUUCUUGAGAUGAUGCUGUUGAUCAGGAAGUGAUGCGUUAAAAGGAAUACAGUAUGAAGAAGAGAAAGAUUCAGACAUGUGUGGAUAUGUUUAUCAAGAGCUUUUAUACGGAUCCAAAAGCACUGAGGGUCAGGGGUCUGGAUGGGUGAUAGAAGUUAAGGAUGCUGUAUGUUUCAUGAGGGGCUGUUCAAAACAUGACUACCAAAAAUAAUUUAAGAGACGUUUUGGACAAGCUGAAGGGAUGUUUGGUAAAAGGUUGAAGGUUAUUACACCAGGGUGAGUUAUAUUUCACUGUUUCAUAUGUAAUUAUAAUUUGUUCUUUUUUUUUUUACACUGGACUUUCUUUGUUUAAGAAAAGUAUUAUCAUGCAUUGUUAUCGAUAUGUUUGCAGGCUUAUAUCUCGUUUUUAAGAGCACUUUAGAUUAUCACUUCGUAUGAAGUUUACAAGUUUGAAAUAGAGCAUACGUGUUGGAUUUUCACAGAAAUGUUUGGGCAAAAAACAAGAGAUGUAGUUGGUCCAUAUUGGCCACGUUGUCAUUAGACAGGUUAUGUUUUGCUUAAUAAAACAAUAAAACAUAGAGCAAUGUUGA
Messenger RNA from Notolabrus celidotus (New Zealand spotty), 1593 nucleotides. It is a transcript of the gene arl4aa, whose product is annotated as ADP-ribosylation factor-like 4aa. Gene Ontology annotation, cellular component: cytoplasm. Gene Ontology annotation, molecular function: GTP binding; GTPase activity. Gene Ontology annotation, biological process: vesicle-mediated transport; intracellular protein transport. The transcript has 2 exons. The coding region runs from base 270 to 872 and encodes 200 amino acids. The record is from RefSeq and is a predicted model, not a curated record. Lineage: Eukaryota; Metazoa; Chordata; Actinopteri; Labriformes; Labridae.